CUUUAGAUCCUAGUCCUGCUGACACCUCUCUCUCUCUCUCUCUCUCUCUCUCUCUCGCAGCAGUGGUUCAAAAAUGCCGUUAUCCAGUGCUGCAAUUGCUUCCAACAUUUCGAUCAAUUUCCCAUCUCUUCCAACUCCAAAGAUUGUUAAAUGUAGAAGCUUUCCAAUCAAUAAUAAUGCGAAUAUUGGUCAUCAAAGAGCCGCUGCAUUCAUGGUGUCCAGAAGCCUUUCUUUCGCUACGAAGUCGCUUUCUGGGGAUCGCAAUGCCUCAGUCGACGUUGAUGUGCCAUUCCCUAGUGAUUAUCCUGAGCUUCUUGACCAAGCCAGGAAAGCAACUGACUUGGCUUUGAAGGAUAACAAGCAGUUGAUGGAGAUUGAAUUCCCAACAGCUGGACUUCAAUCUGUACCAGGUGAUGGUGAAGGAGGAAUAGAAAUGACUGGAAGCAUGCAAUUGAUUCGUGAAUUUUGUGAUGGCUUCAUAAAUCCAGAGAAAGCCACAAGGACCAGAAUAUUUUUCCCGGAGGCCAAUGAAGUUACAUUUGCAAGAGAGUCAACCUUUGGAGGAACCUCCUUUAAGUUGGACUAUUUGACAAAGCCGUCAUUUUUUGAGGAUUUUGGUUUCUUUGAAAAGGUGAAAAUGGCAGAUCGUGUGAAGCUAGAGGAUGAACUGUUCUUGGUCGCCUAUCCAUAUUUUAAUGUCAAUGAAAUGCUUGUGGUAGAAGAGCUUUACAAAGAAGCUGUUGAGAACACUGCUAGAAAGCUGAUUAUUUUCAAUGGGGAACUUGACCGUAUAAGAUCUGGGUAUUAUCCAUCAUUCUUCUACCCGAAGCUGGCAAAACUUUCCACGACCCUCUUUCCUAAGAUGGAGACUGUAUAUUACAUUCACAAUUUUAAGGGACGCAAUGGAGGGACCCUUUUCAGGUGCUACCCUGGCCCCUGGAGAGUCCUCAGAAAAGUGGGGAACAAAUUUAUAUGUCUGCAUCAGCAGGAGAAAAUGCCUUCCCUCAAGGAAGUUGCGUUGGAUAUUCUAACGUCAGCUUGACAUGUCUGAGAGGCUUGGAAGUGCUCAUCUUAGAUGUACAGCUGGGUGUUACCUGAAAGGACCAAAUCUCCUUCAGGCUGCAUCAUUCUUCCAUUUAGUAUGUAUGUAGAAAAUCUACCAGGAAGGAAAAGCUGGUAUUGCUUAGUGAGUUUUGAAUGUAAAUACAUACAUUACUGGUUCUUGGAUAUUAAUAUAUAUGAAGAAAGGGUAUAACAUAUCACACUACUGCUUCGAAAUUUAA
Messenger RNA from Juglans regia (Persian walnut), 1283 nucleotides. Its product is annotated as protein LOW PSII ACCUMULATION 3, chloroplastic. The transcript is spliced from 10 exons. The record is from RefSeq and is a predicted model, not a curated record. Lineage: Eukaryota; Viridiplantae; Streptophyta; Magnoliopsida; Fagales; Juglandaceae. Bases 74 to 1042 code for a protein of 322 amino acids.